GUUGCUGCUAUCCUGCAACAUCCAAGCUGUACGUAACCUUGUCAGCAUUUCUGCCGUUUGUCUUGACGCCGUGUCUGAAAGCGCGUGCGGACUCUGCGUCACGCGGUUUCCUCUCCACCUAUUGCCAGUACUUCACAGCCCGUGUGGUUGUUGUCCUUAUUGCCCCCGACGUCGUCUGAUUGUUGCUUUGACAAUAAUUUGGGCGCUUAAUCGAUUCACCCAUCAAAAAGUAAUACAAGUUCUUUCAUCAUUGCUCCACGCGCUGUGGCAGUGGACGCUCGGUGCUGUACAAUACAUAUAUAGCGGUACUUUUUGUCCAGGAAAGAAAUCAAAAAGUAACAUCAACGAUACUAAGUGACGCGCUCAAUUUGAGUUGCACAUUCUCCCCCGCGUGGGAAAAAGCAAGCGUCUCUGUCUUCAAUUAUUAUUAGUGUUAAUAUUAUAUACAUAUCUCCUCGUCGUUCUCACUUUUACCGUUAUAUAUAUAUAUAUAUAUGUGGGUGUGUGACGGCAUUUCGUGUAUGUCAAACAACGCUUCGCCUCACUACCGAUUCUGCUUCUCUUCGUUUUUUUCCCCCCUCUCUUUCCCUCCGUUCGAUCUAAGCUUGGAAGUGGUCGUCGCUUUUUUGUUGUUGUUUUUGCCGAUAAAUACGACAAAAGAGGUUUUUUUUUCUCUUACUGUGCUCCGUCGCCUUUCUUGCGUUUGCUGUUCUCAACUUUUUUUUCUUGACUUUUGAGUUUCCUUAUCAUUACCCCAGGAGCUUGCGACCUCUGCGUUCGUUCUCAGCGCCCGCUGAGAGCUUUAACGAAGGAAAAACUGAAACACAAUUCACCGAUUAAACUAACGAAUGUGAACUGAGUGAGUUGCGCUUGACAAGGAACAAAGGCAACUCUUUUCUCUUCACAGUCGCAGGUUUUGGAAGAUCGCAAGGGCAUACUUCUCUCCGUUUUAUUCCUCUUUUGUUUAUUAUUACUGUUAUAAUUAUAUGAGAUCGUUUUCCUGUCAUUGCUGCGUUCUUCACUGAUUGGGUUUCUCUGCCUGUAUUGGUGGAUUUUCUACAUAACCGUUUUUCCUUUGUCUUCACUCCAAAUAUAUUUAUGGUAAGUUAGAGGCGGCACAAUAAUAAUCGAAGCUUCUUUCUUCCUUCCACCCCCCGUUUUUCUAUCUCUCUCUCUCCGGCAGGGAAAGAUCCAUUUUGAUCUGUAUCGGCCACCUGUUGACUUCUUCCUUAUUAUUUGUUUUUCUUUGGUUUACCUGAUGCUGUGCUCCCUUUUUUUUUUUUGCGACUAUCUGUUUGUUCUUCUUCUUUUUUCCCCAGUGGCCUUUUUUUGGUUUUCGCGUUUCCAGUUGCCGUUGAUGAUUACUACUUCCUUAUUUCUUAUAUUUUUUCUUGUAUCAUCAUUGUUUGACUCACCCGUGUAUUAAUAGUAAGUGGGAAGUCAAGGACUACUUUUCAGCGCCGGAUUCUAACUCAGUAGAUAAUAUCUACCUUGUCACGUACCCGCAAGCCUCACAGCUGGUGUUAUCCGCUCUUAUAAUUUAUUUAUCCGUUCCGCAUUUCAUGCGGGUGUUUUCCUUCGUCGCGACUGUCUUCAGUAGUGUUAUUCAGCUUGGGUUUGCUUUCGUUUUAAAAAGAAAACUGUCAUCGCUUUAGUUAACCUGUUUUCCUGCUCUUCUGUUUUUUCGUAAAAAAAAAAUAAACCGGCAUGGAUCGAUCCGAUGUAGACACGCCCGCUGGGCUUGAUCGUCACUGGAAGUGUGGCUCGCUCAGCCGCGCUUCGAAGGAGGCGCACCUCGCUGAGCUUCUCCAGCGCUUCUUCGCACUCCACCCGUUUUACAACGCCUCCAGCGCAUUUUUUCGGUCGUGCAAUCUGGAGGGAAGAGUGGAUGGGCGUCAGAUGGACGCGGAUGGCGCCGCUCAGCAACCCACGGCGGCGGCCACUCUUGACGCACCGGCUGCGUCGCCGCGCGGCACAAUUCAGCGUCUUCUCGGCGUCGGUGUGUGCAGCAUCGUGUUGCACGCCAAACGCUAUGUCCCGGCGCCGCCGAGCUCGUUGCAGCACCUUAUGGACUCCUCCUUCACCGUGACAGAUGGGCUACCGUCGCUGACCAGCACGCCGCUUCAACCGCCGAACAUCAGCUGUGACCGCAGCUACAGCAACAAUAUCAGCAAUAGUGCUUCCAACAGCGUUAGCAGCGGUACGUCAUUCCAACACGAUGGCGACCGCGCCGUUGCCGUUCCUUUUGCGGUGAAAUUUGUCUCGCUGGAGGACGCUUCACUUCGGAUGAUCAGCUGCUGUCUGCGCGAGGCCCGUGUGCUCCGCUCUUGCAGCUUUUUCUCUAUCAUGAAGCUUUACCGCAGCUACGUGACCGUGCGCAACGAGGUGACGGACACAGAGAAGACCAUCGACGCGCACGAUGGCAUCUUAGCCCACCGCGGCAUCACCGCGGUGACGAUGGAGCUCGAGUACCUCAACUCCGGCGACCUGCGAGCGGAGCUGGAGACACGCGCGCGCCAGAGCCCGCGCCGCUUCUUCUCGCAGCGUAAUAUCCUUCUCAUCUUUGUGCAGCUCGUCAUGGCCGUCCACUACCUGCACGCGAAACUGAAGAUCCUGCACCGCGACAUCAAGUCGGCCAACGUUUUCCUCUGUAGCAACGGUGUCGUCAAGCUUGGUGACUUUGGCUUUUCGAAGCCCUUUGAGGGGGCGGAUGGGGUGCAGACGGCACGCAUUGGCAGCUUCUGUGGCACGCCCCACUACAUCGCACCUGAGGUGUGGUCUGUUGAGCCCUACAGCGAGAAGGCGGACAUGUUCUCGCUCGGCGUCGUCCUGUUUGAGAUGAUGGAGAUGCGCCGGCCCUUCAGCGGCACCUCGAUCGAGCCGAUACGAGAUUCCAUCAUGAAUAGCCACUUGAACCCACCUCGUUUUGAGAACGACGUGUACAGUACGGCGCUCAAGACGCUGGCGCUCCGACUACUAGACAAAGAACCCAACCGACGACCUUCUGCUGUGCAGAUCCUUGCCAUGCCGCUGAUGCGAGAGGCGAUUGGGACACUGUUGGGGGUGGUGUUUCAUGACGCGUCCUCCCCCUCUUGCUCCGUAUGCGAGCCCAACAACAGCUCGAGCGGGCUGCUCAACGCGUCGGUUACGGCGGAUGCUAGCAACGGGACGCCGCCCGGUCUACACUCCCCGGUGCCCCCUGCCAUCCGCGCCCACCUUGGUAGCAGCAGCACACUCAACCUCAAUGGAGAGGAGCGGGUGGCGAUUUUGGCCGAUGUGCGUGGCGUCGUGGCGGACGUGGUGCGCUACUUGGUGCAGCCCGAUCGAGUGCCGGCGGUGGAGGCGAAGCCGCAGCCCAUUACUCAAUGUGCCUGCGUAUCUCUCCCACCGCUCGCUACCCCUGUGUGCCUGCCUCGUGCCCCAUCCGUUACUUCAUUUCCGAACGCCACCACGGCUGCUGCGACGGACGUGACCGUGACGAAUGUGAUGUCCGGCACCUUGCAGAAGGAGAGCGGCAAGGGGAAAUGGAAGCGCCGCUACCUGCAACUGGUGCGUCGCGACGUCACUGCUCGCUCGCCGUCGACGACAACGGCGGUGCAGUGCUCUGCGGCGACCUCGUCCUCGUACGAAAUCUACCUCAGUGUGUCCCAGAAGUCAAGUGAGCAGGGCGGGCCGCGCAAGGCGCAGCAGUUGAGCGGCUACAUUGACUGUUACCCCCUCGAGCUGGACAACUACAGCGGGUUUGUGCUGCAGUCCGGCAACGGAUCUGUUGUGCGGUUUACCUCUGGCACUGCGGACGAGCGGGAUAAAUGGGUGGAAGUCUUUCUAGAGUGCAUCUUGCGGCAACGUCUUCCCGUGUAA
This is a messenger RNA of Leptomonas pyrrhocoris, 3861 nucleotides long. RefSeq names its product putative serine/threonine protein kinase. The transcript has a single exon. Gene Ontology annotation, molecular function: protein kinase activity; ATP binding. NCBI's taxonomy places the organism in Eukaryota, Euglenozoa, Kinetoplastea, Trypanosomatida, Trypanosomatidae. The record is from RefSeq and is a predicted model, not a curated record. The coding region runs from base 1708 to 3861 and encodes 717 amino acids. Gene Ontology annotation, biological process: protein phosphorylation.